This is a messenger RNA of Phodopus roborovskii (desert hamster), 879 nucleotides long. RefSeq names its product dehydrodolichyl diphosphate synthase complex subunit NUS1-like. The coding region runs from base 1 to 879 and encodes 292 amino acids. Gene Ontology annotation, cellular component: endoplasmic reticulum membrane; dehydrodolichyl diphosphate synthase complex. The record is from RefSeq and is a predicted model, not a curated record. Lineage: Eukaryota; Metazoa; Chordata; Mammalia; Rodentia; Cricetidae. Gene Ontology annotation, molecular function: ditrans,polycis-polyprenyl diphosphate synthase [(2E,6E)-farnesyl diphosphate specific] activity. The transcript has a single exon.
AUGGCGGGGCUGCAGGCGCUGGUACAGCGGGUGCUGAGCGCGCUGUUGUGGCGGGCACUGCAUGCACUGCUCUGCCCGCACCGUGUGCUCAUCUCGGCGCUGCGCGUGCGCUCGGGAGCCUGGAGCUGGGUCUGGUGGCUGCCCAAGCCUCUGGCGAACCGUGGGAACCCUAGUUGCAGUCUGCAGCCGCGCCUGUACCCGCACUCGCACCGGUACCCGCACGGGAACGCCGCGCUGCCUGCCAUGCAUCGCGGGCUGCGCUGGCGUGUGGACCGCUGGACCCUGAAUAAGCUGCCAGUGCACCUGGGUCUGCUGAUUACCGAGCUGGAGCAUAGCUUCUCCGACGUGGCGAGCAUCGUGGUCUGGUGCAUGGCCGUGGGGAUCUCCUACGUUAGCGUCUACGACCACCAAGGUAUUUUCAAGAGAAAUAAUUCCACACUGAUGGAGGAAAUUUUAAAACGACGACAGGAACUUUUCGGUUUAGAUUGUUCGAGAUACUCAGCAGAGCUGGCAGAGAGUAAUCACAAAGACGGUUUAGUUUUAAAUUGCCAGUCCACAGUGCAGGUGCUGUCCCCAGAAGACGGAAAAGCAGGUAUUGUGCGAGCUGCCCAGGACUUCUGCCUGCUGGUGGCACAGCGGCAACGGAUGGCUGCGGAUCUCAACGUGGACAUGUUUGACGGCUUGCUUCGACCCCAGGGCUUCCCGGAUCCAGAUUUAGUGCUGAAGUUUGGCUUUGUGGACAGCACGUUAGGCUUUCUCCCCUGGCAAAUCAGACUGACUGAGAUCAUCUCCUUGCCUUCUCACCGGAACCUCAGUUAUGAGGACUUCUUCUCCGCCCUUUGUCUGUAUGCAGCUAGUGAACCGCGUCUGGGAAAGUAG